AUGGCCAAAGAGACGACGGUGUCAUUGCCAGCGCCAGAGCUCAAUGCCUAUGUUUCGAGCCCGAGCGGACCGCGAGCCAAGGAGACCACGUUCCGAGAAUGGGUGGUCGAUAACCAAAUUGGAAUCUCGAUGACCAUAUUCUCGAUGCUAUUGGCCCUCCACAAUCUUUACCCUUCGCUGCGACCGUAUACCCAGCCUUUCUUUGAAUUGUCGUACUAUGAUGCUGCCGGCGACUACUACGUUCAGGGCUGGGACGAUGUAUACUUCGUCUUCAGCGUCGUCCUUGCCCUCAACGCGGUCCGUGCAAUUGCGAUGGAUUGGAUUCUCUAUCCCUUUGCUCGAAGCGCCGGAUUGAAGCGAAAGGGAUGCAUUCGUUUCGCCGAGCAGGGCUGGCAGACAAUCUACUAUUCCGGAAUUUGGGCAUUGGGCUUGUACCUUUGGAAGAACUCAUACUAUUGGUGGGACUUCAGCGCACUUUGGGACGAAUGGCCUGCACGACCUUUAUCAGGCCUCAUGAAAUGGUACCUGCUAGUUGAGCUGGGCUUUCUAAUCCAGCAGAUCUUUGUCAUUCAUAUCGAGGAGCAGCGCAAAGAUCACUACCAGAUGCUGUCGCACCACAUUAUCACCAGUGUCCUUUUAAGCUCCGCCUAUGUCUAUGGAUUCUACAACGUCUCUAAUGUGGUGCUGUGUCUGAUGGAUGUCGUGGAUUUCCUUCUUCCGUUUGCCAAGAUCCUCAAGUACCUUGGUUUUAUGAAUGCCUGCAAUGUUGCUUUUGGCGUCUUCAUGGCAACCUGGGUCCUUACGCGACACUACUUGUACAACGUACUGUGGUGGUCGAUUUACCAGAAUGUCCCGGACAGGAUGGCGUACGGUUGCUAUUCUCGAGCGACCGGCGAGCUUAUCAGCGAAGAUGGAUAUCCUCGUUCCUUUGGAUACCUGUUCACGCCUUUCCAGGACUUGAACGGUCCUAUUUUGCAUGAACAGCACGAUCAAGGACUCUCUGUCGUCUGGUUCCGCUUGAUUGCCCGUAUUGCAUACGGUGUGGUCUGUGGUAACGAUGCAGAAGAUGUUCGCAGUGACGAGGAGGACGAGGUUGAAAAUGACGAGGCUGCACCUAAUGCCCCUGUGUUGUUGGCCGCUAAGGAAGGCGUGAGCGUACCUCCCAUUGCCAAUGAUGUCGCUACGGGCCCGGACCACCGCCGGACGAAUGGUUCUGGGUCUGUACGUGCUCGCGGCCGCGGCCGCGGCCGCGUGCCUUUCGAUCAGAGCGACCGGAAAGCACUGCUAGGUCGCAUCGGCUGCGACAAGCCUACCUAA
Penicillium chermesinum is the source of this 1317-nucleotide messenger RNA. RefSeq lists its product as uncharacterized. Gene Ontology annotation, biological process: ceramide biosynthetic process. Gene Ontology annotation, molecular function: sphingosine N-acyltransferase activity. The coding region runs from base 1 to 1317 and encodes 438 amino acids. The record is from RefSeq and is a predicted model, not a curated record. The transcript is spliced from 5 exons. Gene Ontology annotation, cellular component: membrane. Lineage: Eukaryota; Fungi; Ascomycota; Eurotiomycetes; Eurotiales; Aspergillaceae.